Erythranthe guttata (spotted monkey flower) is the source of this 1146-nucleotide messenger RNA. Its product is annotated as Bax inhibitor-1 family protein. Gene Ontology annotation, cellular component: membrane. NCBI's taxonomy places the organism in Eukaryota, Viridiplantae, Streptophyta, Magnoliopsida, Lamiales, Phrymaceae. The record is from RefSeq and is a predicted model, not a curated record.
GAGAGAGAGAUAAGCACAGAAAUAUCUAGAGAGAGAAAAUCGCAGAGGAGAACCCGACCAAAUCGUCGUCGCAACCAGAGAUCUGAGAAGAUGUACGGCUACGCUGGCGUGAGUAGCGACGGCCCCGCCGCGAUGAAGGGCGGAGAAUUCGACAUAGAAUCCGGCGAUAUGCUGUACCCUGGGAUCGGGCACGGCGAGAAUCAGCUGCGAUGGGGGUUCAUACAGAAAGUCUACGGGAUAUUGGCGGCGCAGAUCCUCAUGACCACCGUCGUCUCCGCGGCUGUUGUUCUGUACGCUCCGAUCAACGAUCUCCUCCGCGGAAAUUCCGUCCUGCUGCUUUUCCUCAUCUUCACGCCCUUCAUAUUGUUGUGGCCUCUGCAUGUUUAUCAACAAACACACCCACUGAACUUCAUUUUCCUUGGGCUCUUCACCGCUUCUCUAAGCCUGACAGUUGGCGUGAGCUGUGCCAACACUGAAGGAGCAAUUGUGCUUGAAGCCUUAAUCUUGACGUCAGCUGUAGUUUCAGCUCUGACUGGCUAUACUUUCUGGGCUUCUAAGAAGGGCAAGGACUUCAGUUUCCUUGGUCCCGUCUUGUUUACUAGCCUCUUCAUCUUGGUUUUGACCGGUUUUAUUCAGGUGUUCUUCCCGCUAGGAUCUACCACUGUCGCCAUUUAUGGUGCAAUUAGUGCCAUAAUUUUCUCAGGUUACAUUGUUUACGACACUCAAAACCUGAUCAAGCGAUUCUCGUAUGAUGAGUACAUCUGGGCUUCUGUGACCCUUUAUUUGGAUGUUCUCAAUCUCUUCCUCACCAUUCUGCGAAUGCUGAAACAGGACAACUGAAAGCUAUGAUGUACUUGCUGCAUAAACCGUGUUUUUGUUCUUUCGUAAAAUCAUAGAUUGUUGAUUUAUUUUCUCCUCUAGCAAAAUAUAUAGAGACAAUUGUGUGGAAAUUGCAAGUCUCUCUGCACAUGUGAAUAUGUGGUUGCUACUAAUCACAAAGUCAUGUAUUCAAACGGGGACGGUUUGUCUUGAACUUGUGUGAGUCGAUCAACAUUAAUAAGCUACGUAUUUUGUAUAAAUUUGAGUUUUCUGUAAUGUGAUAUUCAAAUGCUGACGAGAAAUUUUAUUCUAUGUUUUGUUGUGCAA